GCUGGCUGAAGGUCGGCUGAAGGUCGGCUGACGCUGGUGUGUAAACAGGUUCAUUAUAAAUUCAGUUUCUCUGGACCAGUCCCCUUCAUUCUGAAUGAGAAGCUGCUCUCGCUCGCUCGCUCUCUCUCUCUCUGUUGUACAUCAGAGAUGAAGUCUGUUGCUGUGGUUGUCAUGAUGAUGAUGAUGAUGUUGUCCUCUGCUGCUCCUGUUCAUCCCUCACUCAACAACAGCAGUCUCGAGCUUCAUCCCCUCAACGCAACGUUAAUGACCGGCGUUGGGUACGGAACCAGCAGAUUCCUUCGCUGUUCCCUACCGACGUGUCUCACCAUCAACCUCGUCUCCAGCCUGCAGACUGGGGACGAGGCAGCAGGUGGCGCCGCCAGCGACCCAUUUGGAAUUGGAAAGAAAUGACAGGAAGUGGCCGAUUAUCACAGGAUCCUCAUAAGUUCUGAUCAUAAAUGAUUCCUCAUCUUUGUGCUAGUUCUCACCACUCUCAUUGUUCACAUUCAUCAUUCUCUUUCUUCUCUUUCAUCGUGAGAGGAAGCUGAUAUUUAAUUUGUUAAAAAAGUGAAAACACAAUAUACAGCUUCAGUCUUGUCCAUAACAGCAGCAGGAGAGGCUCAUGGGAACUUUAGUUUUUAGACCAUAUUCAGGAGAUUAAGGAAAAAUGUGAAAAGUUUAAUUUCAGAAACCCAUUCAAGGACAAAACUGCGAAAACUUUUUUGGUGAUUUUGUUUAUACAAUUUUUAUCAAUCGUCCAUGUUGAAACUUGGAAUCCCACGGAUUAAUAAAAUGUUUUUUAACAACA
This is a messenger RNA of Pleuronectes platessa (European plaice), 808 nucleotides long. RefSeq lists its product as uncharacterized. The transcript is spliced from 4 exons. The record is from RefSeq and is a predicted model, not a curated record. The coding region runs from base 148 to 411 and encodes 87 amino acids. NCBI's taxonomy places the organism in Eukaryota, Metazoa, Chordata, Actinopteri, Pleuronectiformes, Pleuronectidae.